GUUGCUGUUAAGACUAAGGUGCUGCAGCUAUGUGACUCUCCGAAGGACAUUGGAAGUGUUACCCAAGUAGAAGAUAAGGAGGAAUCUCCUGUGACAACCGAGCCAACUACCAAGGUACCCGAGGCUGUUCUUGCUCAACCAGCACAUGAUGUUGAUGAAAAUAUAGAAAUUUCCCUCGAUAAUGACUUGAAUAUUGAAAAAACAGAAAACACGGGCUCGAGUGUAACUGCGCCAGAAACGGGCUCCAGUGACAAGGUUGAGCCCUCUGUCAUUGAGGUCAAACCUCUUGACGAGGACAUGGACAUCUCAUCAGCUGCCUGGGUAGAAGUAGAACAUCAAGAAGUUACUGAUGUGGGUGAAAGUGUGACAGGCGAGGAUGUCACCUCACCAGCAAUCGAACCAUUGCCAUCAUCAAGCCCAAAAAUCCGACAUUCAUUGUCACAAAUGUUGCAAGCAGAUAGCAACGAACCAGAAAUUAUUGAGUGGGGAAAUGCUGAAAACCCACCUGCAAUAGUUUUUCAUAAAGAUUCUCCAAAGGGAUUCAAGAGACUUCUAAAAUUUGCUCGGAAAAACAAAGGAGACAACACUAAUGGCUGGGCAAGCUCAUCGGUAGUUUCUGACGGAGAAGAUGAACAAGAAGAAUCUGGUGCUAGUGAUGGUGCAAAUUCGAGCAGGAGAACUUUUGAUGGUUCCAAGACUAAUAGCAUCUUGUCAGCUCAAUCAACCACCAGCAGCUUCAAUGCCACCAGCUCAGAUAGGCUACGAGACAGGCCUGCAGCCGCGCCAUCAACUACAGCAUCAAGAUCAUUCUUCUCCCUCUCAAACUUCCGGAGCAGCAAGACCAAUGAGUCAAAGCUUCGAUAGCAUGCCUUGUUAUACAUUGAUAGUUGACCCCUCCCAAGUAGAUGUACAAAUGGUUUGAGGUGAUUGAUUGUUUGGACGGAGCCAGGUUGUUGUGUCUCGUUCUGUUUUCCUGCUGUUUGAUAUAGCCUCUUACUAGUCAUCCCCAUAUCAUUACUUUCCUGAUUGUCUUUCUGUACAUCGUUUAAGUAUUCUUUUUUCUUUUCCUGUUGUUUGAGAUGACGGGUAUGUUUCCUUGUUA
This is a messenger RNA of Lolium perenne, 1102 nucleotides long. The record is from RefSeq and is a predicted model, not a curated record. NCBI's taxonomy places the organism in Eukaryota, Viridiplantae, Streptophyta, Magnoliopsida, Poales, Poaceae.